Messenger RNA from Arabidopsis thaliana (thale cress), 1810 nucleotides. It is a transcript of the gene ERO1, whose product is annotated as endoplasmic reticulum oxidoreductins 1. The record is from RefSeq and is marked reviewed. Bases 183 to 1592 code for a protein of 469 amino acids. The transcript has 9 exons. Gene Ontology annotation, biological process: protein folding in endoplasmic reticulum. Gene Ontology annotation, molecular function: protein-disulfide reductase activity; FAD binding; flavin-dependent sulfhydryl oxidase activity. Gene Ontology annotation, cellular component: endoplasmic reticulum membrane; endoplasmic reticulum. Lineage: Eukaryota; Viridiplantae; Streptophyta; Magnoliopsida; Brassicales; Brassicaceae.
ACAGCAUUGAAAGUAACGCAUUUACAUGACAUUCAUUGCUUGCUUAAGACGAACUUCAGACACAACAAACACAACAAUGGGGUUUUGAGAAAUUCCGGAAGACUCAAAAAACGUGUUUUUAUAUUUAUUUGUAAAAGGAUUUAUUUGUCCCAUUUCAAUUUCCAUUUUUGUAAUUUGUCAUAAUGGGAAAAGGCGCAAUCAAAGAAGAAGAGAGCGAAAAGAAGAGAAAAACAUGGCGAUGGCCUUUAGCGACUUUGGUUGUCGUGUUUUUGGCAGUUGCUGUGAGCUCUAGGACGAAUUCCAAUGUCGGUUUCUUCUUCAGCGAUCGAAAUUCUUGUAGCUGUUCACUUCAGAAAACAGGUAAAUACAAAGGUAUGAUUGAGGACUGUUGCUGUGAUUAUGAAACAGUUGACAAUCUCAACACUGAGGUUUUGAAUCCUUUGCUUCAAGAUCUCGUCACAACUCCAUUUUUCCGGUACUAUAAGGUUAAACUAUGGUGUGACUGCCCAUUCUGGCCAGACGAUGGAAUGUGUCGUUUGCGUGAUUGCAGUGUCUGUGAAUGUCCAGAGAAUGAGUUUCCAGAACCAUUUAAAAAGCCAUUUGUCCCAGGUCUUCCUUCUGAUGAUCUCAAGUGUCAAGAGGGAAAACCUCAGGGAGCUGUUGACCGUACUAUAGAUAACAGAGCAUUCAGAGGAUGGGUCGAAACCAAGAAUCCAUGGACGCAUGACGAUGACACAGAUAGUGGUGAGAUGAGUUAUGUUAAUCUUCAGUUAAACCCCGAACGGUAUACUGGUUAUACUGGACCUUCAGCUAGAAGGAUUUGGGACUCCAUAUAUUCAGAGAACUGUCCAAAAUAUUCAUCUGGGGAGACUUGUCCAGAGAAAAAAGUUUUGUACAAAUUGAUAUCCGGUCUUCAUUCUUCAAUCUCGAUGCACAUAGCUGCUGAUUAUCUUCUUGAUGAGUCUAGAAACCAGUGGGGACAGAACAUUGAGCUGAUGUACGAUCGUAUUCUUAGACAUCCAGAUCGUGUCAGAAAUAUGUACUUCACGUAUCUCUUUGUGCUACGUGCUGUUACUAAAGCAACAGCAUACUUGGAGCAGGCAGAGUAUGACACAGGAAACCAUGCUGAAGAUCUGAAAACACAAUCCUUGAUCAAACAGUUGUUGUAUAGUCCGAAACUCCAAACAGCUUGUCCUGUUCCGUUUGAUGAAGCUAAACUGUGGCAAGGUCAAAGUGGACCAGAACUGAAACAGCAGAUUCAGAAACAAUUCAGAAAUAUAAGUGCACUAAUGGAUUGCGUAGGUUGUGAAAAAUGCCGACUUUGGGGGAAACUUCAGGUUCAGGGUCUUGGGACAGCAUUGAAAAUUCUCUUCUCUGUUGGAAAUCAAGACAUUGGUGACCAAACACUGCAACUGCAACGGAAUGAGGUGAUUGCACUGGUGAAUUUGCUCAACCGUCUCUCCGAGUCGGUUAAAAUGGUCCACGAUAUGAGUCCUGACGUGGAGCGGCUAAUGGAGGAUCAGAUAGCCAAAGUAUCAGCUAAACCUGCAAGAUUAAGAAGAAUAUGGGAUUUAGCUGUCUCAUUCUGGUGAGUUACACAACGAACUAUCCAGCUUUUAGGCAUUCAUGGUCAAUCUAUACAAGCCUAGGAUGGAUAGUCAUUGUUGUAACGAAUUAAGGAAAAAAAAAUCAUUAUAGAGAAAAGAUUUUUUGUAAAACAGAUAAAAGAAAUAGAGAUUCUUGAGGUAACUAAUCUAUACUGACACAGAAGAAAAAAUUCAUACAAUCAUACCAUUUCAUUGAUGCCUUG